UCUCACUACUGCCCCAGCUGCCUGGAAAACAUGCCAUCAGCUGAAGCCAAGCUGAAAAAGAAUAGGUGUGCUAACUGCUUUGACUGCCCCUGCUGCAUGCACACCCUUUCCACCCGGGCCACCAUGAAGAAAGCGUAUUACCUGGCCUGUGGAUUUUGCCGCUGGACUUCCCGGGAUGUUGGCAUGGCAGACAAGUCUGUCGCUAGUGGUGGCUGGCAGGAGCCGGAGAAUCCUCACACACAGCGGAUUAACAAACUGGUGGAGUACUACCAGCAGUUGGCUCAGAAAGAGAAGAUUGAGCGGGACCGAAAGAAGCUGGUGCGGCGCCGAAACUACAUGCCCCUGGCCUUUUCGCAACACACUAUACACGUAGUGGACAAAUACGGCUUGGGAACCAGGCUGCAACGCCAGAGGCCUGGAGCACCGAUCAGUGCCCUCGCUGGACUCUCGCUGAAAGAAGGAGAGGACCAGAAGGAGAUCAAGAUUGAGCCAGCUGAUGCAGUGGAAGAAGUGGAACCUCUUCCUGAGGAUUACUACACGAGACCAAUCAAUCUGACAGAAGUGACGACUCUGCGUCAGCGCCUGCUGCAGCCCGACUUCCAGCCGAUCUGUGCUUCCCAGCUCUACCCGCGUCACAAGCACCUCCUGAUCAAACGUUCGCUGCGCUGUCGGAAAUGUGAACAUAACCUGAGCAAACCAGAAUUCAAUCCAACAUCUAUCAAAUUCAAGAUCCAGCUUGUUGCUGUUAACUACAUCCCUGAAGUGAGAAUCAUGUCUAUUCCCAACCUGCGCUACAUGAAGGAGAGCCAAGUCCUUCUGACUCUGACCAAUCCGGUGGAGAACAUCACGCAUGUCACACUGCUGGAGUGCGAGGAGGGAGACCCUGACGACAUCAACAGCACUGCCAAGGUGGUAGUUCCUCCCAAGGAGCUUAUUUUGGCCGGCAAAGAUGCCGCCGCGGAAUAUGAUGAGCUGGCAGAGCCCCAAGACUUCCAGGAUGACCCGGACGUUAUUGCCUUCAGAAAAGCUAAUAAGGUCGGAGUUUUCAUCAAGGUCACCCCACAGAAAGAAGAGGGCGAAGUGACCGUGAGUUUCAAGAUGAAGCACGAGUUUAAAAACCUGGCUGCUCCAAUCCGGCCCAGCGAGGACAGCGAUCACAGCUCUGAGGUCAUCUGGCUCACCCAUCACGUGGAGCUCAGCCUCGGCCCAGUGCUCCCAUAA
Opisthocomus hoazin is the source of this 1221-nucleotide messenger RNA. Lineage: Eukaryota; Metazoa; Chordata; Aves; Opisthocomiformes; Opisthocomidae. The record is from RefSeq and is a predicted model, not a curated record.